CAAGAAGCCAUUCAAUUCCUGUUUAAUAACCAAAUAAAAUGGCAUCCAAACGGAUCACACAGGAAACAUUUGAUGAUGUGGUGCAAGAAAACAUCACGGAAUUUGAAAUGGAUCCAGAUGAGGCUGCGAAAGAAGCUGUCCAGCAAUUUGAAUCUCAGGGUGUUGAUCUGAGUACUAUUGUAAAAGCUGCACGGAAACCCACCUCUGAAAAUGGCCAAGAGCAAAAACACGACAUUUUGCAGACAUUAGACUCACUCAGGAAAUCCAUUGCUGACUCUGCACUCAGUGAGGUCGGUGAGCAGCUAGUGCGCUUCAGUGAGCAAUGCAGAGAACAGCUGGCUGUCCGCUACUUGGCUGGGCAGAAAGGUGCCUGUCCUGUGGUGCUGUCUGCCUGCAAGCUGGCCUCAGGAGACAGAAGUGCCAUGCUCAAGGCCCUGCAUGCUUUUUCUGCCCUCAUGGAUGGGCAGCCAGACCUGCUCGACUCUGCUGGCCAAGAGCUGUUGCUGCAAACGCUGAAGGAAAACGCAGAUGACGCUGAAAUGACGCUAGCUGGGAUCCGGUGCAUCCGACACGCCUGUCUGAAACAUGAGCAGAACCGCCAGGAACUGGUGAAAGGUGGCAUCCUGCCAUUGCUGACGGGUGCCAUUGUCCGGCAUGGGGACUGUGCUGGGGUGGUCCGAGAGGCCUCCUCAGCGCUCCGGGUCAUGACAUUUGAUGAUGACAUUCGUGUGCCCUUUGGCCAGGCCCAUGAUCACGCCAAGAUGAUUGUAUCCGAAAACAACGGUUUAAGGAUCCUCAUAGAGGCUGCCAAAGCAUUCACAGACGACUCCAGUGUUCUCCGUGAGCUUUGUGCCACCUUGGCUCGCCUGUCUGUCCGGAACGAGUUCUGUCAAGAGAUUGUGGACCUUGGAGGCUUGAAUUUCAUGGUGGCCCUGCUGGCUGACUGCAUUGACCAUCAGGAGCUGGUGAAGCAGGUGCUGAGCGCCAUGUGGGCCAUCGCAGGGAAUGAUGACGUGAAAGACGCCAUAGUCAACACUGGAGGAACAGACCUCAUUGUGCUGGCUAUGAGCCAUCAUCUUGCCAGCCCUCAGAUCUGUGAGCAGGGCUGUGCAGCCUUGUGCAUGCUGGCCUUGCGCAAGCCAGAGAACUGUAAAGUCAUCAUGGAAGGUGGAGGGGCCCUGGUAGCUCUUCAGGCCAUGAAGGUGCAUCCAAGAGAAGUGGCUGUGCAGAAACAGGCCUGCAUGCUGAUCCGGAACCUGGUCUCCCGGAACCGGGACUUCUCUCAGGCUAUCCUGGAGAUGGGAGCUGAGGACUUGAUUGUGCAGGCUCGUACGGUGCACCAGGACUGUGACGACAUAGCCAAAGCUGCCUUGAGAGACCUUGGCUGUAAAGUGGAGCUCCGAGAGCUGUGGACAGGCCAAAAGGGAAGCCUGGCUCCCUAAACCACUGCCCCCGAGAUCCCUGGAAGCUUGGGACAUCUCAGUAUGCAGCAUCUACAGGCAAACGUGGCAUCAAAUAAUCUGCACUUAAAACUGGCCCCGAGCAGCUGAAGAGAAUUCCUGGCCUGUGAGGCUAUCGUGGUGUGGGCUGUACUACACAGGGGCAUCUAAGCUGUUGCUGAGAUGGCUUUGUCUGUGUAUAUAGGCUACAGAUAUACAGAACUUGUUGUGAUGAUCUACUCUCUCUACAACUUGAUGCCUGGGAAAGACCUACUUCUCCCCUCCCCCCACAUUGCUGUGUUACUUAUUUAUGGGCUGUUCCUAUGUGUGUCUGUCCAUGUUGUGAUCCAAAGUAGAUCUCUUCCUGCAGCAGUUUGGCAUCUACCAUUUUAACCAGCCUCGUCCUACCUCCUGACCCCUGCUCUGUGCCACUGGUGGCUAGCUGUCCCAAAGACUAUUUGGGGGAGAUGAAUGUCCCGUCCUAUCCCAAUGCUGUUACUAGCGUGCUGUGCAUUGUCUCACUGGGUUGGCUAUAUCCAUUUCCAUCCGAUACAGCAUUUUAAACAAAUGCAAGGUAUUGGCUGGAAACGUCAUGGCCCCGUGCGUCACAUUUAUAAUCUCUGAGCUUCCAGAAACAAAUGUAAGACGAUAGGAUUGUUCCACAUGUGAACAAUCAAAUGAUAGGUGUGAGAGAGAGCUUUGGGGGCAGGGGAAAAAUAGCUUGGUGUGCCACAGUGUUGUGCUACCAGAGAGCCAGCCACCUUUUGAGUCCUUUGCUGGGAUCACCAGACAUACUCUCCCAGAGCUAAGACUCUUGUCUCGUAGUUGCCUGCUCUUAUCAACAGUCCGUAGCUCCCCUUGGAGAGGGAAGACACUAUAUUUGGAGGAAAGCGGGGAGGGUGGAAAAGAUGACUAAUGCUUUUGGGCAUUUUAAACUGAUUAUGCCAAGUGUGUAAGUAAAUGCUGCUGCAGCUGUGUGGUGUCUGCCUGUAAGGCAGCAAAAGACUUGACAGCCUUGAAAGCCCUACAGGCACUAAUUCCAUGUGCGGUGUAUGUUUGCAAUAAGCUGCCUACAUCCCUUUCUCAAUUGCUUUUUCUGGCGAAAGCUGCAUCCAUCUGUCUGUCUCUCUGCAAUCUCAGUUCAAUAAACCCUGCCAGGCUGCACUUGAUCAUCUCUCCCUAGGACAGGCAGUGACUGGGCUUAACAAAGAGGCCAGAAUUCAGCUGUGACCUGGACAUUCUGCAUGUGAAAGGAGGCCUGGGAGCAUUCUGAAGGGGGCAUUUCUCUGAUGCUGGCCUGCCCUUUUGAUACUGCUUCAGCAAUGGGUCUGGGAUGGGCUGGAAGGGCCAGAGUUGCAUCUGAGCACAGCAGGGCAUUAGGAAGGAUGGAUUGGCCUGGAUGGAUAUGAAUUCUCCUUCUGUCUUAGACAAGUGUUGGUAUGAUGACUCUUUUCUGCAGAGUAGCCACAGUCUUUCUCCCUUUACUCCUUCCUGGGUCUGAGUCCCUGGCUCCUAUUCAGCUGAGGAGGGCUAGGCAGGGUCUGUGCUGCCCUGUGUUAGUUACAGGGGGAUUCCAAACAUGAGGUGUUACACUUCUCCGGGGAAUGAGUGCACGCAGCAGUGCAUGAGGGCCCUGGAUCCAGGGUGGCUUUGAGAGAGGAUACCCAGGCCCCUCCCAAAAAGAAGCAAAGCAGAGAAAACCAGAAGCUGUUACAGAAAUAAUAUAUUUUAAAAAAUACCCAGCCCUGGGUGUGUGGCAGUACGCGUUCAUCUUCCUGAAGUUCACAGAGGCCAGUUACUGGUGGGAAGGUGGAUGUGAGGUGCUUUAAUGGGGGUGAAUGCGGUUCCGCCUGCGGGAGAUCCACCAUCUCAGCCUACUGCCCACUUGUCCCCUGGCCUCCUCUGUCCCCCGGCUGCUGCCAGCCUGUGGCUUCACCGUAGAUGACCUCCUGAAGAUCUUUCGUACCCAGCUUACCAAGGAGCGCAGGCUGAGCCGGGAGGGGGUGAAUCGUGGCUCUUCACCAGCCCGGUUGCCAGAGGUUGUGGGACAAGAGUGUGGUGAUGGCUUCCCGUGCCCUCCUUCCUGUCCGCUUCCUGAUGCUUCAAUCUGCAAAUAUCAAUGACAGGAAGGAGUUGAUGGGAGGAGCCUUCUCUAGCCCCUCCUCCUGCACAUGGGCUGGACUGUCAGCUGUCACUCUUGACAGCAGGGUUUUGUGGGACCAUUACAAUAUUCCUUAGCUGGAGCCAUCCUCUAACAGUUCCUGUUGGAAAGGCGCCUUGUGCCCCAAUGGCUUUGGGCUGGACACAGGCUCCAGCAGGGGAGGUUUCACGCUCCUGCAUUUCUCUGCAAUCUUGCUUCUAGGGAAAUUGAGAAGCACUAUAGUCCCCUUAUUUCACUGCCAAGGGCCCUUCCAGACUGAGGGACUCUGGGGGGCUUUAUUUUAUUUGCC
This is a messenger RNA of Terrapene triunguis (Three-toed box turtle), 3889 nucleotides long. RefSeq names its product armadillo repeat containing 6 (gene ARMC6). The transcript is spliced from 7 exons. Gene Ontology annotation, molecular function: protein binding. The record is from RefSeq and is a predicted model, not a curated record. NCBI's taxonomy places the organism in Eukaryota, Metazoa, Chordata, Testudines, Emydidae. Gene Ontology annotation, biological process: hematopoietic progenitor cell differentiation. The coding region runs from base 39 to 1442 and encodes 467 amino acids.